AUGGCUCGUGUGAGAACUUCAUCCGUGUCACUGCUGCUGCUGCUGAGUCUGGUGGCUCUUGUGAAGGCAGGAAUCAUAAUCCCACAAAGUCCAGGCUGCCCGCAUAUUGAGGACAAGAACUUCCCACAGUAUGUGAGGGUCAACCUAAACAUCCUUAACCGGAACACGAAUUCCAGAAGACCCUCCGAUUACUACAAACGCUCCACCUCACCUUGGACUCUCCACCGCAAUGAAGAUGCUGAGAGGUACCCCUCUGUGAUCUGGGAGGCCAAGUGCAGCCACUCGGGCUGUGUCAAUGCUGAAGGGAAGGUGGACCAUCACAUGAACUCCGUCCCCAUCCAGCAAGAGAUCCUGGUCCUGCGAAGGGAGCCCCAGCACUGCCCCCACUCCUUCCGGCUGGAGAAGAUGCUGGUGGCCGUGGGCUGCACCUGUGUCACCCCCAUUGUCCGCCACAUGGCUUAA
Molecule: messenger RNA, 462 nt
Organism: Mesoplodon densirostris (Blainville's beaked whale)
Lineage: Eukaryota; Metazoa; Chordata; Mammalia; Artiodactyla; Ziphiidae
Gene: IL17A
Product: interleukin 17A
Exons: 3
Coding region: 1-462 (153 amino acids)
Biological process (GO): inflammatory response
Cellular component (GO): extracellular region
Molecular function (GO): cytokine activity
Source: RefSeq, a predicted model, not a curated record